This is a messenger RNA of Lotus japonicus, 525 nucleotides long. RefSeq lists its product as uncharacterized. The record is from RefSeq and is a predicted model, not a curated record. The transcript has 4 exons. Lineage: Eukaryota; Viridiplantae; Streptophyta; Magnoliopsida; Fabales; Fabaceae. Bases 1 to 525 code for a protein of 174 amino acids.
AUGUUUAUCGAAACUCGCCAAAGUCGAAAAGGAAAGAAAGUGGAUCAAGAUACACAAGUUGCUCUAACUAAACUUCAGGAAUCAGUUCAAGAUUCAAGUGAAUCUGCUGGGAAAACUUUCCAAUCACUCUUUGGUGAAGAAAAACCAGGUAGAGUUCGCUGCUUAGGAAGAACAGUCACACCAACUAUGUUAAAGAGAAAUGAAGAAAUUGCUGCUAUAAAUAAACAACAUUCUCAUGAGAUGAACCAAAUGACCAAGAAGAUGCAAGGGCUUGAAGGGCUUGUAAGAUGCUUGAUGAAGCAAGUCAAUCCAAAUUUGGAUGAUGAAGCUUUGAAUAAUAUAAUGGAAAAUGCUUUAAGCAAUGAAAGUAGUGCAGCGCCUCGUUCAUCUACAUCAACCCAUAAUCCUAAUUACGAAAAGACUGGUCUUAAUGCUUGUUUAACAUCCUAUGAAAUCACCAAGCUGCAAAAGUUGCAAAAUUUGGUUGAUGAAGAAGAUGAACCGCAAGAUAUUGGAGAAGAAUGA